AUGUCUAUGGCCGCAAUUAGGAAAGAAGAAAAUAAUGAAGAAAAAAUUUUUAAUUUUCAGCAAGCGAUAAAAAAAUAUGAAAAAAAAUUAAGUGAAUUAUUAAAACAAGACCAGAAAGAAAGUAAAAUUAUUCAAGAGUUAAGUGUAGUUAAAAGAGAAUUGACCCAAGCCGAAAAGGAAUUGAUUUUUUACAGAGAAAAAGAAAUAAAUCUUGAAAAGGCAGAUGAACGAAGAAAUUCUACUAUCCCUAUCCUAAAAAAAAGAAUUGAAGAGUUAGAGGAAGAGGCUAAUCAAAAUGUAUUAAGAAAAUAUUUUAUCAACCACGAGGAUAUUGCUUGGACGAUUGCCCGAAGAUAUAAUUUGCCAGUGGGAAAAAUUCUGGCUAGCGAGCAGAAAAAAUUAUUUUUUCUUUCCGCGAUUCUUCAACAAAGAGUUAAAGGACAGGAAGAGGCUUUGCGAGGAAUAAGCGAUGCCAUUUUUCGUUCCCGAGUCGGAAUUCAAGACCCAAGCCGACCACUAGCUUCUUUCCUUUUUGUUGGACCAACCGGAGUGGGGAAAACCUUAGUGUCCUUGACAAUUGCCGAACAACUUUUUGACCAAAAACAAAAUCUAGUUCGCCUCGAUAUGACCGAAUUUUCAGAGCCUCAUUCGGUGAGCAAACUGAUUGGUGCCCCACCGGGUUAUAUCGGUUUUGAAAAUAAGCCAAUUUUGGAAGUGGUUCGAGAAAAAAUGAAUAGCGUGAUUCUUUUUGAUGAAAUAGAAAAGUGCCAUCCGGAGGUGAUUAACCUUCUUUUACAAAUACUCGAUAAUGGUUUUAUUAGUUUAGCAGAUGGUCGGGAAGUUAAUUUCCGGAAUACUAUUAUCAUUUUGACUACUAAUUUAGGUUCAGAAUUAUACUUUGAAGAAAGGGACAAAAAUGAGUUACAAGAAGGGUUAAAUUAUGAAUUAAAAAAACAUUUCCGUCCCGAAUUUCUAAAUCGUUUAGACGAAAUAGUCUUUUUUAGUCCUUUAAGUGAGGAAAUUGUUAGUGAGAUUGUGGUUAAAGAACUAGAAAUAUUUAUUCAACGGGUCGAACAAGAAAAAGGGGUUAAAUUACAAUAUAAUGAAAAAAUAAUAGAAAAAGUUUUUCGGGAAGCCUAUUUUCCGGAAUAUGGUGCUCGACCGAUUAAGCACUAUAUUGAAAAGCAAAUUGGUACCUUAGUUGCACGAGGGAUUGUUUCCCAAUUCAUUCAUUUUAGUGGCAAUUAUCUUUUAGAUUUAGAAAAAGAAACCAAUGAAAUUAAAAUAACUAAACUUGCUUCGCUAGAAACCAAAAAAAAUUUAUUAAAAGAGAAACAUGAAUAG
This is a messenger RNA of Funneliformis geosporum, 1344 nucleotides long. The record is from the annotation of a GenBank genome assembly. NCBI's taxonomy places the organism in Eukaryota, Fungi, Glomeromycota, Glomeromycetes, Glomerales, Glomeraceae.